Molecule: messenger RNA, 3776 nt
Organism: Epinephelus fuscoguttatus (brown-marbled grouper)
Lineage: Eukaryota; Metazoa; Chordata; Actinopteri; Perciformes; Serranidae
Gene: dbt
Product: dihydrolipoamide branched chain transacylase E2
Exons: 11
Coding region: 58-1545 (495 amino acids)
Cellular component (GO): mitochondrion; cytoplasm
Molecular function (GO): acetyltransferase activity; lipoic acid binding
Source: RefSeq, a predicted model, not a curated record
UGGCUGCUGAGAGGGGAGUGCGGGCGUGACGUCAGCGGCCGGCAGCAAAGAGGAAAGAUGGCGGCGGUGACCAGAGGCUCCUUCACUGUGUUCAGACUGCUGCUGAGUCAGCAGUACCGCCGCCGAUGUUUCCGGCUGCAGAGCUUCAGAUGUGACAGACGUGUGCAGCCGCUGACCUUCAGAUGGGACCCAGCACUCCAGAUGUUGAGCAGCAGGACGCUGCACACCGCCAGCGUGAGUCGAGGACCAAUCGUCCAGUUCAAACUGUCCGACAUCGGAGAGGGAAUCAUGGAGGUGACGGUGAAGGAGUGGUACGUGAAGGAGGGCGAUAAGGUGUCUCAGUUCGACAGUAUCUGUGAGGUUCAGAGCGACAAGGCGUCCGUCACCAUCACCAGCCGCUACGACGGAGUCAUCAAAAAACUCUACUACGACGUGGACGCCACGGCCUUGGUGGGAAAACCACUGGUGGACAUCGAGACAGAGUCCAGCUCAGAGGUGAUCCAGGAGGAGGACGUGGUGGAGACGCCCGCCAUGGCUCGAGAAGAACACACCCACCAGGAGAUCAAAGGUCACAAGACUCAGGCCACGCCCGCUGUCAGGCGCCUCGCCAUGGAGAACAACAUAAAGCUCAGUGAGGUGGUGGGGACGGGGAAGGACGGACGGAUCCUGAAGGAGGACAUCCUGAACUUCCUGGCGAAGCAGACAGGCGCCAUCAUCCCUCCGACCCUGUUCCAGGAGGUCCAGACCCCGCCUCCAGUCCCGCCCCCUGCUGCUGCCAAGCCUGUCGGCGCCGCGGCGCUCGUCAAACCUACACCCGCCACACCCAGACCUGUCUUCACCGGGAAGGAUGUCACUGAGCCCCUGAAAGGUUUCCACAAAGCGAUGGUGAAGACGAUGACAGCAGCGCUUAAGAUUCCUCACUUCGGUUACUGUGAUGAGGUGGACCUGACCCGCCUGGUGUCUCUGAGAGCCGAGCUCAAGUCCGUCGUCGAGAGUCGAGGCGUCAAACUCAGCUUCAUGCCAUUCUUCAUCAAGGCUGCCUCCCUGGGCCUCCUUCACUUCCCCAUCCUCAACGCCUCGGUGGACGAAGGCUGCCAGAACAUCACGUACAAGGCGUCUCAUAACAUCGGCCUGGCGAUGGACACCAGUCAGGGUCUGCUGGUUCCCAACGUGAAGAACGUCCAGCUGCUCAGCGUGUUUGACAUCGCUCAGGAGGUGAACCGUCUGCAGACACUCGGAGCUGCAGGUCAGCUGGGAACCAACGAUCUCAGUGGAGGAACCUUCACCCUGUCCAACAUCGGAUCAAUCGGAGGGACGUACGCCAAACCGGUCAUUCUUCCUCCUGAAGUUGCCAUCGGAGCUCUGGGAACAAUCCAGGUUCUUCCUCGGUUUGACGCUGGUGGUCAGGUGGUCCGAGCUCACAUCAUGAACGUCAGCUGGUCGGCGGAUCACCGCAUCAUCGAUGGAGCCACCAUGUGUCGGUUCUCCAACCUGUGGAAGGAGUACCUGGAGAACCCAGCCAGCAUGGUGCUGGACCUGAAAUAGACAGAGGAAUAUUUCCCAUCAGCCCCGAGGAGGACGAAGACCUUCAUCACUGCUCCAUCUCCUCUUCCUCUUCUGAUGCCUUCGCUCCCUCUCUCUGUUGGAGGCCUUCAUGUUCACUCGCUGUUGUUUCCUUGUUGCCUUUGAGCCAGGCGCCAGGAGGAGGGGGAGGGGUCAAUCACGCUGUUUCUGUGACGACCAACAACACACACACACACACACACACACACACACACACACAGAGGAGGUCAGAGUUAAAACAAACACUGACAUGAUCUUCAGUGUUUCAGAGAACAGACUACAAACUGAUGAUGAUGAACUUCACUCUUCAUCACUUCACCAGAAUGACCUGCUGUGAAUCAGUGAAUCAGUGAACUGGUGAAUGGAGCUUGUUGUUGUUUGAAACCUGCUCUUCAUCCUUCAGUCACAGUUUGUCUUCCUGUGAAUCAGCUGCUCUGAGAUCAGUUUGUAGUCACUGGACUGAAACAUUAAAGGGACAGUUCACACGUUCACACGUUCACAUGUCGUGCUGUGUGAGGCACUGAUCCACAGUCAGUGUGUUUCCUACAGCAGACGUCAGUCAGCAGUUUGGAGUCUGACAUGGAGGAUGAAGGACGUCCUGCUGUGGGCGGAGUCAGAAACUAAAUGUGUUUUAGACUCCUUAAAAAUCAUCCUCAGUUUAAGUGUACGUUAUACUGACAAUAUUUUCACUGCUUCAUCUUAAUGUCACACUGACGAUAGACGGGGCAAUGAAGCUGUUUUCUCUCUCGUCACAGUCAGACUGUCCGGCAGCAGCAGACCAGCAGCUCCUGAGUUCACUCAUGUUAAAUCACUGGUUUUCUUAAUGGAGUCUGGCUGCGACGAGAGACAGAUAGAAGACUCAGACUGUUUCCAUGACGACAGAGAAAAUGGAUUUAUAUAAAUCCCUGUAAACAUGUCAGUGUGACUGAAAUGGUCCUGCAGUGAAUGUGUCACAGUGGGACUAACACACCCAGAUCAUGUGACUCCUGCAUGUAUACAGUCAAUCAGACCCAAACUGGCCGAGGCGCUCUGAGCAUGCUCCACAGUUUCCGCCCCGGGCUUUGACCCGGAAGUCCAAUAGCAUUAAAUGUGUAAGAGAAGAAGAAGCCGGUAACAACAUGGAGAAAUCUACAUCCAGAGCCGUGACUGUUUGGACGCACCAAAUGUACAGAGCUGUAACAUGUGGACGUGUGAACUGUCCCUUCAAACGUCAGUUUGUCAGUCGUGUCUUUGUGUUCAUGUUCUGUGAUGAAAUGUUCUCUGUAGAACCAGGUUCCUGUUUAUCAGACGUGUCAGAGUCCAGCAGAGACACUGGGACUAAAACCAUCCAUGAUGUCUCUUUAACUCACUGUCACAUGACUUUUAUUCAGCCAAUCAGUCAGAGACGUGAGCUCAGUCAGCUGAUGACUUCCUGUCUGACGUUUGGUUAAAGUAAAGUUCUGCGUGUCGUCAUUUCGAUCUCUGAUGAUCUGCUGCGGUCUGAUCUGAUCUCAGACCUGUUUCUGCACCUGGUCCAGUAUGCUAAUGAGGGGGGCGGGGUCAAGACACCUCAUGAGUCAGGUGAAGGGUCAUGUGUCACAUAUUUGGAACAGUUGGUGUGAAUGAAUGAAAUCAUGAUUCAGUUUCUGACGUCUCGUCAAUAAUCAAUAACACAGAAGAAUCAGCGUCAACAAACGUGUUCUGUGGUUCAGACCCGUCUCCCUCCUCACGGUUACUGUCUGUCCUUCAUCUGUCCUCUGUCUGUCCUCCGUCUGUCCUCUGCUGUUUCAUAAUAAACACUAACCCUGACAGACAAUUAUCAACCUGUAAAUAACCACAGUGAGUCCUGACUGCAGACCUGGUCCUGGUCCUGGUCCUGGUCCCUGCUGACUGCAGACCUGGUCCUCGUCUGUCCUGAAGACUGUUACAGAACCUCCUGAUGAUGAUAAUGAUAGUAGCCUGAUCCAGGAUCAGCUCCUGGACCUCGGUCUCCUCUCUCCUGGACUUCCUGUCUGUCCUGGUGGCUGCUGGGUAAAAAGCACAUGGUGUUGGUUGUAUGUUACUUUUCCUGCUUUGUGUUUUUGGUUUUAGCGACAGACUUGAUGUAAAGGUGUAAAAAACAAACAAACCUGGGUUUUUGUAUUUUUGGGAUCUCGUGGAUCUGAAACGAUUCAAGUUUAAUGAACUGUUUGAACCUGGUGAAAAAAAAGUUUCAAUAAAGUUGAAGUGCACAA